AUGCCGCGGCGAAGGAACAACGUCGCGUUGGCCAUCGUUCUUGUGGUCUUUGCGUUCUGCGCGCGAUACGCAUCGGCAGUGGGCAGCACGCCUCAUUCAACCUUCAGCUACAAGGAAGGUGACCCGACCGGGCCUGAAAAAUGGGCCACAUUGCAGAAGGACUGGGCUAUUUGUGACAGUGGCACCAAGCAGUCUCCGAUCGACGUCGCAAAGGUGGAGGUCUCCAAGGAUUUAGGCCCACUGGAGCAGAACUACAAGGCUGGCGCCGCCGUCGUGCAGAACCGAGGCCACGAUUUCAUGCUCAACUGGACAGGAGGGAACGGCGACCUGACAAUCGAAGGGAAGAAGUACACGCUCCUGCAGGUGCACUGGCAUGCUCCCUCUGAGCACACUGUCAACGGCACCCGCUUUGACGCAGAGAUGCACAUGGUGCACGAGGACUCCACCAAGUCGAAAGCCGUCGUCGCGGUGCUGUUCAGCACCAAAGCAGGCAAGCCCAGCAAGCUGCUCGGCGAUCUUAAGCCGUACUUCGAGAGGCUCGCUGGUAAACAAAAUGCCACAGAGGAAGUGAAGGGCACUGUUGAUCCGACAGCAUGGAUAGACAACGCCUCUGGCUACUACAGAUACGAGGGCUCGUUUACUACGCCACCUUGCACCGAAGGAGUGCUUUGGAGUAUCAUGAGCAAGGUAGCAGAUGCAUCAAAGGAUGAGAUCGACUCGAUAGAUCGAGUGAAGAAGUCAUCGGUGGAGCCAAAUGCACGGCCGGCUCAGACAAUCAACAGCCGCGUUGUUCGCUAUUACAAAGCAGGAGCCACUGAAGGGUCAGCGCCCGCGCCAGCGCCAGCACCAGGACCAACCUAA
Messenger RNA from Miscanthus lutarioriparius, 861 nucleotides. The record is from the annotation of a GenBank genome assembly. NCBI's taxonomy places the organism in Eukaryota, Viridiplantae, Streptophyta, Magnoliopsida, Poales, Poaceae.